CGCGGAGUAGAAGCAGUUCGCGGAAGUGUUAGGUUUAGACUCUCCUUUUGGUCUGGAGAAAAUCAGGUCCCGUGUGCUUUUUUUUAAUCCCUUGAAGAUUUUCUGGUUUUUACUUUAUAUUUUGUCCCGUAGGAGGUUUGUUUCUCACAGGAUGACGUGAUGUCCACAGGGUGGAAGUGGAGUAGGGUCCUGAUGCCCCAGGAGCAAAAGGAUUAUGUGAAGGAGGAAAAAGUUACAAGAUGUGGUGUCAGUUUUUAUGGGGGCACGCCUGACGGAGACUGAGAUUUCUGAAGAGAAACUAAAAGUAGAUCCAGAAGACACAAGGCAGAGCUUGCCCACUGCCAGCUGUUUUCAGAGAGCAGAACAAAUGACCCAGGCCCAGGAAUCCCUGACAUUUGAUGAUGUGGCUGUGGACUUCACCUGGGAGGAGUGGCAGCUCCUGGCCCCCGCUCAGAAGGACCUGUACCGGGACGUGAUGUUGGAGAACUAUAGAAACCUGGUGUCAGUGGGUUUUCACACCAGCAAGCAAGAUGUGCUCUCCAAGUUGGAUCAAGGAGAACCAACAUGGACAGUGGAAGAUGACAUCCCCUGUCAAUCCCAUUCAGAAACCUGGAAACUUGAUGACUAUUUGCCAGAGCACUUACAAAAUGAAAUCAUGGAGAAUAGCUUAGAACGAUGGCACAAACAUAAGACAUUUGAAAAUAACGUUCAUCAGAGCACAGCUCAUUUCGUGUUAAGGCAAAAUCAUGAUAUGUGUGACUUACAUGGAAAAACUAUGAAACCAAACUUAACUUUACUUCACGAGAGCAGAAGCUAUGAAAUAAAGAACGCUGAAGAUCUUACUGGAGAUGGAAAAUCCUUUCUACAUGCUAAUAAUGAACAGUUUCAUCCCAAAAUUAAAUUCCCUGAAAGCAGAAAACUCAUUAGUACUAAGUCCCAAUUCAUCAAGCAUCAGAAAACGCAAAAAACAGACAAGCCUCAUGUAUGCAGUGAAUGUGGGAAAGCCUUCAUCAAGAAGUCCUGGCUCACUGAUCACCAGAUCAUUCAUACAGGAGAGAAACCCCACAGGUGUAGCCUGUGUGGGAAAGCAUUCUCCAGAAAGUUCAUGCUCACUGAACACCAGAGAACACAUACAGGAGAAAAACCUUAUGAAUGCACUGAAUGUGGCAAAGCCUUCCUGAAGAAAUCGCGGCUCAAUAUACAUCAGAAAACACAUACAGGAGAGAAACCAUAUAUAUGCAAUGAAUGUGGAAAAGGCUUCAUCCAGAAGGGAAAUCUUAUUGUACAUCAGCGAAUCCAUACUGGAGAGAAACCUUACAUAUGCAAUGAGUGUGGGAAAGGCUUCAUCCAGAAGACAUGCCUGAUAGCACAUCAAAGAUUUCACACAGGAAAGACUCCCUUUGUGUGCAGUGAAUGUGGAAAAUCCUGUUCCCAGAAGUCAGGUCUCAUUAAACAUCAAAGAAUUCACACGGGAGAGAAACCCUUUGAAUGCAGUGAAUGUGGGAAAGCCUUUACCACAAAGCAAAAGCUUAUUGUCCAUCAGAGAACUCACACAGGUGAAAGACCCUAUAUCUGUAAUGAGUGUGGGAAAGCUUUUGCCUACAUGUCUUGCCUUGUUAAACAUAAGAGAAUACACACAAGAGAGAAAUGUGGAGAUUCGGUCAAAAUGGAAAGUCCUCCCUCAGAGAAUCACAGCUCAUCACAGACUAGUGGUGCCAUGCAGGAGAAAGACCUUGUCAAUACAGUGACUAUGGAAGUGCCUUCUGUGGCUUGUCAGACGCCACUAAACAUCAGUGGGCUCUUAGCAAAUAGGAAUGUGGUCAUAGUGGGACAGCCUGCAGCCAGAUGUGCACCCUCAGGAGACAACAGAGGAUUUACACAGGACAGAAACCUUAUGAAUGCAGUGAAUGUAGUUAUGCCUUCAGUGGUCAAUUAUGUCUUAUUUUAUGUUGCAGAAAACCAGUAGGAGAAAGCUCAGAGACCUUCUAUGUGGAGAAGGGUUGAGGAAAAAUUUCUAGGUCAUAGUAUGGCUGAAAAGUAUAUACUGAGAGGAACUAUAUAAAUGCUGAGGCUGGGAAAGCCUGAUCUCCUCAUCCUAUUAAAAAUAUGCAUUGAUACACAGGCAUAAUCUGAUGUUAACCCAAAUACAUACAUAUCAAUUUCUCUUUUAUAUCUGUUAAAGGCAUAAAGGAAGUCUGAGUUCAACUAAGUAGAGGAAGUAAGUAGGUGAAUUUUAAAAACAUACAAGAAAAUUUGUAUCUGGAAUGCUGCUAUGAAAGAAAAAUCAGGAAAGGGCUAACCUUGGGUGGGUGGGAUAUGGAGCAUGUGUAUAUCAAUUCAGUCUCUGCAGGCCAAGGUGAAGGAUUAAUUAGGAACUGGGAUGUCUGCUAAAAACUCUUAGGGGCACUUAUGAAAUUGCAGCUUUAGAUUGAGUCAGUUCAUUCAUUUACCAAGUAUUUGUCAAAUACUUCCUUUGUACUGGGUCCUGUUUGAAGAAGUGAGGAUACAGUGGUGACCAAAACAGAAUAAGCCCAUGGUCUCCUGGACACAGCAUUGAGGUAACUGGAUUAUCUUUAACAUUUUUUAAGUGGGGGCUCCACCCAACAUGGGGUAGAACUCAUGAACCUAAGAUCAAGAGUGGCAUGCUCUACUGACUGAGCCAGCCAGGUGCCCCAUGGGAUUAUCUUUAAGUGAUACCUUUACACACCAGCUAUUCUAGUGAGAGAAUGUAAAUAUCUAUAUUAAGUGAGAUGGAUAUGAGUCAUUGGUUCAAGGAAAUAGGACAAUAUAUUGUUGAAGGAGUAUAUUAUUUGGGGGGAUGGGGGAAAGACUUAUGCUUGUUGAGCACUGUAACACAAACUUAUUUUUAAAAUGCCUAUUUCUUAUCUCCUUAAGAUUAUAAAUUCCCUAAGUUUAGUGGCUUUACUUAAAUUUUAAUGUAUUUUUUAAUUAACUUUUUAUGUUUAAAAAAAAUCAAAACCAGAAAGAUGAAAAAUCAUUGCCUCAGUCACACUAACCACAUUUUAAUUGCUCAACAGUCACAUGUGACUAGUGGCUGUAGAACUGGACAGCAGAGACAAUGAGCAAAAAAAGGUGUGACACUGAAUGAAUCUCUGUCAUGAUUUCCAUUACACCAGAAGGUUAUACUGGAGAGUGCUGGUUUUCAUGAUUUUAUAUUUCCCAGCACAUAGGGAAAAAAAAGGAACGUAAUUAUAUUUAGAUUCAAAAGUGAAUGAAUAUAUUAAUGGGCUAAUCAAAUCUGUUUUGUCACUGAAGGGAAAUAUGGUUCUAAAGAACUGUCACCCCAAAGUGUUUUCAUUGUGAUCGGAGAGACUUAAUAACAGGUUAUAAAAGGUCAAAGCAGAAAAAGAGGUAAUAAUAAAAUGUAUUCUUAGUCCUUGUGAAUAAAGAAUUCCCCAUCCCUUCAUAUUCUGGUCACUCCAUCCAUCAUCUUCAAUUGUCAUCUCUUCAGUGAGGCUUUCCCUCACUAGGCCAGGUUCUCCAAUUUCUGGCCCUCUGCAGAACCAUGUUUCUCUGCAUAUAAGCACUUUAUAGACUUGCAGUUUUAUAUUUUCUGGUGGUGAAUGUGAAGAUAACACAUAGGUUAUGUUUUGGGUUGAUCCCUGAUGUUUUUCACAUCAACCUCCAGUGAUCUACAGUCCAGAUAACUCACAUCUCCGUUCUUGAUUUAUUGUGUAAUGCUGAUGCUGGAUUAGAGAGAAGAAGGGAAAAGCAGUCUGGAGAGGAGGACUUGCAUUUUAGAGUUCCCUCGUUUGAGGAGCUGUGGCAGUGGAUGAGGCAGUAUAUUUGAUGCUGUUUAUCUUUGAAUUCGAAUCUAGUGGAUAUAUACUCAGUAAAGAUUCUCUCCAUCUCUAAGCCCAAAGUCCCAGUAUUCUUAACAUUAUGUUUUAACCCAUUCAAAAUCUUGAAAUACCUAUGUGUAUGAAUUUUUACCAUAAGGGGAUUAUAUAAAUACUGUGUGGAGAUGACUAUUUCAUCUUUUCAAAAAGUCAUUUAAAAAAUACUGGUAGUUUUAUAAUUGGCUUUUUAAUGGCCACAGACUGCUUGUUCUGUUGAAGAGAUGUGUUUAAUUUACCAAACUAUUUGCCUGCUGAUGUACAUUCAGGUUAUUCCUAAUUUAAAAAAAUUACUUGGGGUGCCUGGGUGGCCCAGUUGGUUAAGCGGCAGACUCUGAAUUUCUGCUCAGGUCAGUAUCUCAGGGUCCUAGGAUCAUUCCUGCCUCUAGCUCCACCCUCUGGGGAGUAUGCUUGAAAUUCUCUCUCUCCCUCUCCCUCUGCCCCUCCCCUGGCUCUCUCUAGAAUAAUAUAAAUCUUCAAAAAAAUAAAAACAUUACCAAAUUUUCUAUGGUUUAUAUGGAGUAGUUUUUUUUUUUUUUUAAGAUUUAUUUUAGAGAGCCCGAGUGAGAGCACAUGGGGGGCUGGGCAGGUGGAGAGGGAGAGAGAGAAUCUCAAGCGACUCCCCAGUGAGUGUGGAGCCUGACUGGGCUCAGUCUCACAACCCUGAGAUAAUGAUCUGAGCCAAAAUCAAGUCUGUGUUCAACCGACUGAACGACCCAGGUACUCCUGUAAAGAGAGCUUUUUUUUUUUUUUAAGAUUUUAUUUAUUUAUUUGAGAGAGAGACUGAGAUAGAGAGAGCAUGGGGGGGGAAGGUCAGAGGGAGAAACAGACUCCCUGCUGAGCAGGGAGCCCGAUGUGGGACUUGAUCUGGGAACUCCAGGAUCAUGACCCCAGCCGAGGCAGUUGCUUAACCAACUGAGCCACCCAGGUGCCCCUAAAGAGAGUUUUUAACAAAGAUUCUUACCAUUAGAAUUUCUAGGUCAAGGAGAAUGAAAAAUUUAAACUGUAUAGAUAAUUCUAAAUUACCCUGGGGGGGAAAAAAAAGAUGUAUAGAUUAUAUCCUUCACUACCCCCACCUCUUUUGUCUGCAUAAAAUAAUGGCUAAUAUUUCUUAAGUGUGGUCUUUAUUUUACUUGGAAAUGAUGCCAAACAAGAUGGUAGCAUAGCAGCGCCUGGGUGGCUCAGUUGUAAAGCGUCUGCCUUCGGCUUGGUCAUGAUCCCAAGAUUCUGGGAUCGAGCCCCCCAUCAGGCUCCCUGCUUCUCCCUCUCGCACUCCCCCUGCUUGUGUUCCCUCUCUCGCUUUGUCUCUCUCUGUCAAAUAAAUAAAAUCUUAAAAAAAAAAAAAGAUGGUAGC
This is a messenger RNA of Zalophus californianus (California sea lion), 5211 nucleotides long. It is a transcript of the gene ZNF350, whose product is annotated as zinc finger protein 350. The transcript is spliced from 5 exons. NCBI's taxonomy places the organism in Eukaryota, Metazoa, Chordata, Mammalia, Carnivora, Otariidae. Bases 257 to 1966 code for a protein of 569 amino acids. Gene Ontology annotation, biological process: negative regulation of transcription by RNA polymerase II. The record is from RefSeq and is a predicted model, not a curated record. Gene Ontology annotation, molecular function: DNA-binding transcription repressor activity, RNA polymerase II-specific.